AUGUCAGAGGUAUCGGAACCGAGUCAUCACCUGAAAACUCCAGGCAGCCCCUCAGGUGGGAGUAGCGGGGACCGUGUUGUGGAGCAUCCCCCGAGCUGCAAGCAGAAGAGCGCAUUCCCCGAGUCCGACGACAGAGGGCGCCAAAGAGACCGGCAGCAGCGCCAGGAGGAGGACCGGGAUAUCAACACAGACAAGUUAUGGCAAUCGAAAGGCGCACAACAGAGGGGGGUGUGCCCUGACAUAGCUGGCGGAAACGACCUCUCAAAGUACCACAAGAAAUCAGAGGGGAAUCACCAGCAUCUGCAGCAUGGCAAUGGAGACGGGGACCACCAGGACUCCGAUCCGGGCAUUCUGGACACACGCGCGGGCAAGAAGCGACAUCGGCGCCGUGCAUCCAGAAAGAAGCGCCACUGGAAGCCCUAUUUCAAACUUUCCUGGGAGGAGAAGAAGGCGAUGGACGAGAGGGAGACAGCCAGGGCGUCCCGUGUCAGAGAGGAGAUGUUCGCCAAGGGUCUCCCAGUGGCCCCCUAUAACACCACCCAAUUUUUGAUGGACGAGCAUGACAGAGAGGAGCCAGAUCUGAACACGGAGAGCGGUGGGCUGAGACGGCAGUCCGGGGUGGGCGUGGGGCUGGAAGACACAGGCAGCGAAGAGGACUUUAUGGAGAGCUCUGCAACUAAUAAUAACGAUGAUGAGGAUGAAGAGGAAGGGAGCGAUGGCAUAGGGAGGCCUGGCAAUGCUGGCGGAGAGUUUCUUCAGAGAGACUUUUCAGAAACCUACGAGAUGUAUCACGUGGAGAGUCUGCAGAAUAUGACCAAGCAGGAGUUGGUGAAGGAGUACCUGGAGCUGGAGAAGUGCAUGUCGCGCCUGGAGGAGGAGAACAACCGACUGAGGAAAGCUGCAGAGCCCCCAGAGAGCGGCCCGUCCCGUCUGACAGAGCUGGAGAAGGAGCUGGAGAGACUUAAGGCCCAGAACACUGAGCUCCUGCAGAACCAGCUUGCAGCCAAGUGA
Knipowitschia caucasica is the source of this 1011-nucleotide messenger RNA. The record is from the annotation of a GenBank genome assembly. Lineage: Eukaryota; Metazoa; Chordata; Actinopteri; Gobiiformes; Gobiidae.